GAAUCGAUGCUAGGGGAUGGCGGCAAAAAAAAAAAAAAAAAAAAAUAAGCCAAAAGCAUGCUUACACAAACAUCCUCCUAAAUAUACAUGCACCCUCCAAUCCCUACCGCAGACCCCCCGACUCAUUUCACGAUGACUGACAGACAGACAGUACCAACAACCUUUGCUGAGCAAAAACAAAACAAAACAUCCACGCACAACAGUGUCAGCUUCCUUGCUCCCUACAUUACAAGGAGUACACCCUUGCGUUUACCGAUGUUCUCGUACACCUUUCGCAAUCGUCCCUCUGGUCUUCCUGUCAUCGUUGAGCCCCUUGCACCCUGCCUUGGCUCUUUCGUGUUUCACCUACAAACACAAGACUCUGUGGAACGAGCGAGGAAAGAAGGAACAACGGACGGGCGGAUAGAAGGAACUAUUGCAUACGCACGCACGUACAGAGAGGAAGAGAGAGAGCAUUUUGUUCGAAUAUCAUCCCCCUACCGAUCGCAAGAAAGAGGGCAAGCUAGAAGGGAAAAAAAAAAAGGCCCCGAUAGAGCCAUAUCCUCCGACUGGAUUCGACCUCGACCUCGACCUCGCCUGCUUUUAUCUUCCGCGCAACCAAUGCUUCAGGCCCUUAUGGUGUUCCCGAACAAUAACGAUCUCUUCCAUGUAACCCAUACUCAACUGGGCGAGAACGUGGCCGAUAUAAUCCAACACCAGCACCAAAACCCGCAACAGCUACACCAUCCUCAUUCCCCGGAGCAUUAUCACCAACAACAACCCACAGAAAACAUGAUGGCCUCAGCCGCAUCGUCGCCAAUACAAGAACGCAUCCUCAACCCCUUCCCCUCCACUUCUUCUUCUUUAAAUUCCUCAUUAAAUUCCUCCUCCAUUCCUUCACACAUAAAUCCCCUUCUGCCAACACACCACCCCCAAAAUCAUCUCCAUCCUCAACAGCAGCUUUCGUUACACCAAUCACAGUUACACCAACCUCUUCCUCAGCACCAACAACUCUCCCAGUCCCCAAGGCGCCAUCAACCCCAUUCUCCACCACAGACAUCAUCCAAGAACCAAACCUAUCCUCCCACCCCACUCUCUCACCAGUCCUCGCAAGUAACGCCCUCUCCACAACAGCAAACUAUGCACUUUCAUAUGAUCUCACCUAUGAUGGUCAGCAAUCUUAGCGCACCGUCCUCACCAUCCUACUCUGUCAUCAAGUCUGAAGAGGGACUUCGUCACCAGAACUUCGAGUAUCUGGUCUACCCUUCCUUCGACGUGCAGUCGCCGCCUACGCCACAACCACCUCACCAUAUCCUUCCCUCACAGCGAUCCCCCCAUCCCCUGCCAUCCUCACAGCAGCGAAUGAUGUCUUACAACGAUGUCUCCCUGAUGCAGCAGCGUCAACACAGCCAUCAGCAGCAGAUGAGGAUCCAACAGCAACAGCAGCAAUACCAUUCGUACCACUCGCAGCAGCAACUCAUGUAUGACCCCCAACCAACAGCUUCAGGUCGUCCAGCCAUCUCUUCAGCCAUGUCCAUGUCCAUGCCCCUCUCCGUAUCAAUCCCUGUUACCUCGGGUUCAUCCGCACUUAUGGUCAAUUCUUCCACAUCGACCAACUCCGCCAGUCUCUUCACACCGACUAGUGCUGCCACACCGAUCCCUUUUUUCGGCCCUUCUUUCUCUCCAUCUGCCUUAUCAAAGGACGAAGCUGCCGCCAUGGGAUCCCACAAGAUGAACACGGCUGCCAUGAUGGCAUUUCAGCACCAGAAGCGACAGUACUCAUCACAGGGUAAUAUUAGCUACUCUUCUAUUGCUACUGCUUCAUCCACAACAGUAACCCCUACUGUCGAGUCCGGAUCUAUCCAUCCUGCGUCGCCUAAACGAUCAAGACAAAAUUCGAGCCAUCAACAUGCGAUAGCCCAACUCGCCCCAAAUACGAUGGAAUCAGGUCCAGGAAUCUCUGCCCUUCCAGAUUUUCCAUCCUCUAGCGUACAUAGUGCGACUACUGCCGCUAAUGUCUCGCCUUCACCCUCUGCCAAGAGACCUCGAAGACCCUCUACAGCGCUGUCGAGCAGGACCUCGACCGCUGGCAGCCCACACCUGGUCUCAGCAGACGAUGCACGAGUCGCCAAGGUUGCAAAGACCUCGGUGACUUCUUCGGCCGCAGCCGCAGCUUCAGCCGCAGCAUCUGGUGUACCAAUGGCCAUGGCUACAAGGACCCCGAGCCGCGUUGGAAUCGCCAAGGGGCCAUCAUCGACCGUUUUGGAUCAGGUACAGGCGCAGUUCCUGCAUCCAUCACAGCCACAAGUCCAGGCACGCACACAGCCGCCCCAGCCGGGUGUCAUCGUCCACUAUACCCAUGUCCCUACUACAGUCACGACGACCGUGGCCCGCACGGCUCACACGGGCAAUGUGACCCAUCCACGUCGUGCUGCCCAGAACCGAGCUGCACAACGAACUUUCCGCAACCGACGCAAGGCCUAUAUCAAGGAUAUGGAGCAGAAGGUGCUCGAGUAUAACCAGACGAAGGCCAUGUUUGAGGAGGUCCAGAACCAGAACCUGGAGAUGUGGCGACGAUUGAGGAUCCUUGAGAGCUUUGUGGCCCAACAUGGGUUGACUCCUCCAUCGUUCGCACCCUUGAUACCGUUCUGGGAGACGGACGCCGGCAUUGCUGCAGCACAAGCACAAGCACAGGCAGCGAGCGCGGCUAGCGCUGGAGGAGAUGGAAGUGUUUAUAGCCGGACAUCAAGUCGCAACAGCCAGACCUCGGAGAUCGAUGGUGAGGCAGAGGAUGGUCAUAAUCUUACGUACAGCAGUCAUCAUAGCGGUAUCAGUAGUAUUAUUAAGCAUGAGGAGAGUCAGGAUGAGGAUGGCGAGCAUGAUGUUGACGCUCGAGUUGAGGAUCUGGACGUUAGACGAUCCACGUAGAAUGACAAUAUAUGAUAACGCAAUAUACUUGUAAAUAGAAAAAAAAAAAAAACUUUUCACUUUCCCGCAUUGUUCAUUUUGCAUGAACAAUAAUGAAAUUUGGCGCCUUUUUCCCUCCAUUUUUUUUUUGCAUUGCAUUGCGCACCUGGGAAUAGUAAAGUUCUAUUUGUUGUUUGUUGGCGUCAAUGGUUCAGCUAUCAUUUUUUUUCUUUCUUUUUUCCCGCCCUCUUUAUUUUCCUCCGCAUUGGGAUGGAUUCGGGUCAAUUCUUUCGGAAGGGUAGUAUAUUUAAAAAAAUCAACGAUUGUUUGUAGUCUAAGAUUGAUUAUAAGCAGGAAUGGGGGGAAGUAGAGUCGCUCGGAGGUUUAUUUGUUGUCAUGGUGGUACCAUGGAGUUGUCAGGGACGAUUGUCGCACAAAUAAUAUGUAUCAAAUAAACCCCCCAAGAAGGGCC
This is a messenger RNA of Gamsiella multidivaricata, 3358 nucleotides long. RefSeq lists its product as uncharacterized. The transcript has 2 exons. The coding region runs from base 88 to 2907 and encodes 939 amino acids. Gene Ontology annotation, molecular function: DNA-binding transcription factor activity. Gene Ontology annotation, biological process: regulation of DNA-templated transcription. The record is from RefSeq and is a predicted model, not a curated record. Lineage: Eukaryota; Fungi; Mortierellomycota; Mortierellomycetes; Mortierellales; Mortierellaceae.